AUGUCCCGGAAACCACAAUACUCACUUGCUCGACUAAACGACUCUGUGCUAGGCGUAUGGGGUCUACUAUUGCCGCAAUCGGAGGGUUUGGACCACCUACUUCGACUGCUCUCAACCUGGAGCGGCACCGACAAAUUCUUCACGCUUCUCCAAUCCACAUGUAAAAUCCUGGUUCCUCUACUCCAUCUUCGCGCUCGCCUUCAGCAUCGCGCGGGUCUGAGCAGGGUGGCCACCAGCAGUGCUGCGACUGGGUUUAGUAAAUUUGCGAGCAUUAUAAGUGACUCUCAGAUGCUCGGGCGGUUUUGGGGUCUCCUUCAAAUCUUCCAAUGGCUGAUCUCCCUUGAACGGACCCAGCAACCCACUCGAAAUCUGCUAACAAUCGAGCGUCUUCAAGGCUGGUCAAUGCUCGGCUAUUACCCUCUUGAGCAUCUCAGCUAUCUCCGCACCCACGACGUUAUUCCCGCCUCCGUCUCCUCGCCAGUAUCUAUUUUUGACUCCACCGCAAAGCCAAUAUCCCUCGACUCAGGUUUUCUCUCACGUUGGUCUUGCCGCUUCUGGGCAUCUUAUAUCGUCCUCCAAUUCGCGCAUUUGCGUGAAGAUCGCCAAUUGUUACAAUUCCAACAACGCGCGUUACGCCGUAAAAGUCGAGGCACAGUCACUGCUGCAGAGAAACAGGAUCUGGCUCGAAAGUGGGAUGCAUACUUCAGUGGAUUGCUUGUGAAUGCCUGUAAUCUUCCACUUGCCCUCCAUUGGUCGAUAGACGGAGGCUUAAUCAAGAACUCGCUUGUCGUUGAUAUACUGUCCUUUAUUGCCGCAGUAGUAUCCUUCCGAACGGGAUGGAAAGCGACCGCGUUACCUUCCGUCUCUCCCCCAUUGCCAGACAUUUCCGAUUUGGCGGCCCCGCCGAUUGAGCACCCAGCGACGUAA
Molecule: messenger RNA, 927 nt
Organism: Mycena indigotica
Lineage: Eukaryota; Fungi; Basidiomycota; Agaricomycetes; Agaricales; Mycenaceae
Product: TPR-REGION domain-containing protein
Exons: 5
Coding region: 1-927 (308 amino acids)
Biological process (GO): peroxisome fission
Cellular component (GO): peroxisomal membrane
Source: RefSeq, a predicted model, not a curated record